UGAUUCGCGAGGGGGCGUGAAGAAGGAAUUUAUUUAAACAUUAAAAUGGCCCGAGAGAGACACACAUGCAAACGUGUGCGUAUCAGAGAGUGCGGCAAUCAAUUCAAUUUAAUAAAGGUGCUCGAGAAUUGUGAUAAACACGACAAAUUACGUAAAGUUUCGCACAAGUGGUUGCUGUUGCUGCUGCUCCAGUGCCCCCAAGCCGAGAGUGUCCCCAAUAACAGUUAUCACAAAUCGAAGCGGUGUAUCACCUGUCCGAAAGAAUGUCGAGCAACGCGAUCCACAAACAGCCUCUAGAGCAGCCACAGCAACAGCAAUUCGCCCUGCUGCCAAAGAUCAUUAACGGUGGCAUAGCAGGAAUCAUUGGUGUAACAUGUGUUUUUCCCCUGGAUUUGGUCAAGACGAGGCUGCAGAACCAGCAAAUCGGACCCAAUGGAGAACGCAUGUACAAAAGCAUGUUCGAUUGCUUCCGCAAGACGUACGCUGCAGAAGGAUACUUUGGCAUGUACCGCGGCUCUGGCGUGAACAUCCUGCUGAUCACUCCUGAGAAGGCCAUCAAGUUGACUGCCAACGACUACUUCCGCCACAAGCUCACCACCAAGGAUGGCAAACUGCCCUUGACGAGUCAAAUGGUUGCCGGCGGUCUGGCCGGUGCAUUCCAAAUCAUUGUCACCACGCCCAUGGAACUCCUUAAGAUCCAGAUGCAGGACGCUGGUCGAGUGGCGGCGGCGGCUAAACUUGCUGGAAAGUCGGUGGAAAAGGUGUCGGCCACCCAACUGGCGACGCAGCUGUUGCGGGAGAAGGGCAUCUUUGGGCUGUAUAAGGGAAUCGGAGCCACAGGAUUGCGUGAUGUUACCUUCUCUGUCAUUUACUUCCCACUGUUCGCUACGCUCAAUGAUCUGGGACCACGCCGUAAUGAUGGCUCUGGCGAGGCGGUAUUCUGGUGCUCCUUCCUGGCGGGCUUGGCUGCGGGCUCCACCGCUGCCCUGGCGGUUAAUCCCUUCGAUGUGGUCAAGACGCGCCUGCAGGCGAUUAAAAAAGCCGACGGCGAGAAGGAGUUCAAGGGUAUAUCCGAUUGCAUCACGAAAACGUUGAAGCAUGAGGGUCCCACGGCCUUCUUCAAGGGCGGUCUGUGCCGAAUGAUUGUGAUUGCUCCCUUAUUUGGCAUUGCCCAGACGGUCUACUAUUUGGGUGUGGCCGAGGGUUUGCUGGGUGUGCAAAAAAAGUAGAGAAAU
Messenger RNA from Drosophila serrata, 1235 nucleotides. It is a transcript of the gene GC1, whose product is annotated as Glutamate Carrier 1. Gene Ontology annotation, biological process: malate-aspartate shuttle; aspartate transmembrane transport; L-glutamate transmembrane transport. Gene Ontology annotation, molecular function: L-glutamate transmembrane transporter activity; L-aspartate transmembrane transporter activity. The record is from RefSeq and is a predicted model, not a curated record. NCBI's taxonomy places the organism in Eukaryota, Metazoa, Arthropoda, Insecta, Diptera, Drosophilidae.